Pseudovirgaria hyperparasitica is the source of this 198-nucleotide messenger RNA. RefSeq lists its product as uncharacterized. The record is from RefSeq and is a predicted model, not a curated record. NCBI's taxonomy places the organism in Eukaryota, Fungi, Ascomycota, Dothideomycetes, Acrospermales, Acrospermaceae. The transcript has a single exon. The annotation marks the transcript as partial.
GGCCUCCUUGCGCCUGUCCUCGAUCCUGUCGGCAAAGGUCUCGGUACAGUCCUACGUCCCGUUGGAUAUGGAGUUGAGACUCUGACGAAGCCCAUCGCGAGUGGUGUGGGCGGCAUUACGCGACCCGCAUUGGGUCCACUGAUGGGUGAGCAGGAAGAGAAGAGCGAGGUGCUGGGGGGCGACAACAAAGACAGUUAC